AUGAUUGAACAGGUUUUACAUUAUUGGUAUAUUGUUUUACCUGCAUUUAUAAUUUUUCAUUGGAUUGUAUCUGCAAUUCAUACAAAUUCCUUGCGUAGAAAACUAGGUGCCAAACCUUUCACUCAUACACAACUUGAUGGUUUUUAUGGAUUUAAAUUUGGCCGUGAUUUUCUUAAAGCUAAAAGGAUUGGUAGGCAAGUUGAUUUAAUCAAUUCCCGUUUCCCAGACGAUAUUGACACAUUUUCAAGUUAUACUUUCGGCAACCACGUGAUUUUUACACGUGAUCCAGAAAAUAUCAAAGCUUUAUUGGCAACACAAUUUAAUGAUUUUUCAUUAGGUGGUAGAAUUAAGUUUUUCAAACCAUUGUUGGGAUAUGGAAUCUUUACUUUGGAUGGAGAAGGUUGGAAACAUAGUCGAGCUAUGUUGAGACCACAGUUUGCAAGAGAACAAGUUGCCCAUGUCACUUCUUUAGAACCACAUUUCCAAUUGUUGAAAAAGCAUAUCCUCAAGAACAAAGGUGGGUUUUUUGAUAUCCAGGAAUUGUUUUUCCGAUUCACCGUUGAUUCAGCUACUGAGUUUUUGUUUGGUGAAUCAGUGAACUCUUUGAAAAGUGCAUCAAUUGGUUGUGACGAGGAAACCGAGCUUGAGGAAAGAAAGAAAUUUGCGGAAGCAUUCAAUAAAGCGCAAGAGUAUAUUUCUACUCGAGUUGCUUUGCAACAAUUAUAUUGGUUUGUUAAUAAUAGCGAAUUCAAGGAAUGUAACGAAAUUGUUCAUAAGUUUACCAAUUAUUAUGUACAAAAGGCAUUGGAUGCUACUCCUGAAGAGCUUGAAAAGCAAAGUGGAUAUGUUUUCUUGUAUGAAUUGGUUAAACAAACCAGAGACCCUAAUGUAUUGAGAGAUCAAUCAUUGAAUAUCUUAUUAGCUGGUAGAGAUACCACUGCUGGGUUGUUGUCAUUUGCGGUAUUUGAACUUGCUAGGAAUCCACAUAUUUGGGCCAAAUUAAGAGAAGAUGUCGAAUCCCAAUUUGGUCUUGGUGAAGAAUCUCGCAUUGAAGAGAUUACCUUUGAAAGUUUAAAACGAUGUGAAUAUUUGAAAGCCGUGAUGAAUGAAACAUUGAGAUUGCAUCCAAGUGUUCCAAGAAAUGCUAGAUUUGCACUUAAGGAUACAACUUUACCUAGAGGUGGAGGUCCAGAUGGAAAAGACCCGAUUUUAGUUAGAAAAAAUGAAGUUGUUCAAUAUUCCAUUUCUGGCACACAAAUUGAUCCAAAACAUUAUGGCAAAGAUGCUAAAUUGUUUAGACCAGAAAGAUGGUUUGAAUCAAGUACAAGAAAUUUAGGUUGGGCAUACUUACCAUUCAACGGGGGUCCGAGAAUUUGUUUAGGUCAACAAUUUGCUUUAACCGAAGCAGGUUACAUAUUGGUUAGAUUGGCUCAAAGUUUUGACACCUUGGAAUUGAAACCAGAUACAGAAUACCCUCCACCAAGAUUAGCCCAUUUGACUAUGUGUUUGUUUGAUGGUGCGCUUGUCAAGAUGGAUUAA
Molecule: messenger RNA, 1539 nt
Organism: Candida tropicalis MYA-3404
Lineage: Eukaryota; Fungi; Ascomycota; Pichiomycetes; Serinales; Debaryomycetaceae
Gene: ALK8
Product: Alk8p
Exons: 1
Coding region: 1-1539 (512 amino acids)
Molecular function (GO): heme binding; oxidoreductase activity, acting on paired donors, with incorporation or reduction of molecular oxygen, reduced flavin or flavoprotein as one donor, and incorporation of one atom of oxygen; iron ion binding
Source: RefSeq, a predicted model, not a curated record